UCAAGGGUGGUGGUGAAGUGGUGGUUGGUAUGGAAGAAGAAGAAGAAGAAGAAGUAGUGAAUGCAACAAAUUCAAGUGAAGAGAAUAAUAAUAGUAAUAAGGGAAGAGAAGAAGAAGGUGGUGGUGGUGGCGACGACGGCGGCGAUAAGAUGAGCUUUGGUGGAAACCGGUGGCCACGGCAAGAAACUUUGGCUCUCUUAAAGAUAAGGUCAGAUAUGGAUUCAGUGUUUCGUGAUUCAACUCUCAAAGGUCCACUAUGGGAAGAAGUUUCAAGGAAAUUAGGAGAGAUUGGAUACAAGAGAAGUGCAAAGAAAUGCAAAGAAAAAUUUGAGAAUGUUUAUAAGUAUCACAAGAGAACCAAAGAAGGUAGAACUGGAAAAUCUGAAGGAAAAACCUACAAGUUCUUUGAUCAAUUACAAGCACUUGAGAAUCACAAUCAAUUCAAUACACACCCUCCUCCAAAAUCAUCACAACCUCUUUUGCCAGCAAACCCUACUCUAGUCUAUUCUUCGAUAUUGCCGUCAACAACCGUAACUGCAGCCACAACCAACAACAUAAGUAGUACUACUUUUGCACCACAUUCCUUUCCCAAUAACAACAGCAUGAACCUUUUCUCAUCACCAUCGUCGUCACCAACAUCUCCAUCAUCCUCCACAGCUUCAGAUGAAGGGUUGGAAGAGAGGUACAAGAAGAAGAGGAAAUGGAAGGACUACUUCAGGAAGCUGACUAGGCAAGUCCUUGCAAAGCAAGAGGAGAUGCAAAAUAGGUUCUUGGAAGCCAUAGAUAGAAGAGAAAGAGAAAGAGUAGCACAAGAAGAAGCUUGGAGGUUGCAAGAGAUGUCAAGAAUCGCCAAUGAACACGACGUACUUGUGCAAGAGAGGUCAACAGCUGCGGCCAAAGAUGCAGCUGUUAUCGCUCUCUUGCACAAGUUAUCCGGCCACGAAACACAAUCACCACAGACACAGAUACAGAUACAGAAACAAGAGACAAUUAAGGCAAAGAAUAGUAGUAGUAGUGAAAUAGUUGAAAGAAUGAGUUGUUCUUCGUCUUCAAGGUGGCCAAAGGGUGAAGUUCAUGCAUUGAUAAGGCUAAGAACAAGUCUUGAUUCGAAGUACAUGGAGAAUGGACCAAAAGCUCCAUUAUGGGAGGAUAUAUCAGGUGGAAUGCAGAGAUUAGGUUACAACCGAAGUGCGAAGAGAUGCAAAGAGAAAUGGGAGAAUAUAAACAAGUACUUCAAGAAAGUGAAGGAGAGUAACAAGCAAAGGCGUGAAGAUAGCAAGACUUGUCCCUAUUUUCAUGAGCUUGAAGCUCUUUACAAAGACAAGAUUAGCAACAACAACAACAACACCUUUGGAAGUUUCCAGAAUAAUAUGGAGCCUUUGAUGGUUCAGCCUGAGCAACAAUGGAGGCCACCACCUGAACCCAACAAGGACAACAAUAAUGCAUCAAAUGAAGAAGAAGAAGAAGAGUAUGAUGAUGAUGGUGUUGAAGAAGAAGAAGAAGAAGAAGAGGGAGAUAGUGUUGGAGAAGAAGAAGAAGGAUUGAACCGUUAUCAGAUUGUGACAAAUAAAGUUUCAUCAGUGGACACAGUUGAAUAAUAAUGAGACAAGAUAAGGAAGUUUCUGAAUGGUGGAGGCAUAUAGUAACUUAUUUCAUAUACUUUUUAUUUCAAAUGUGAAAACCAAGUGUAGUCGGCUUUACGUAAAGUUGAUAACUGAAGUUGAUAGCCGAGAGCCGUUAGAUGAUUUGACUUAUUUGACUAAAUUUUCAUCUAAUCUCAACUGUCAACUUCACGCUGCACCUGAGUUUCAACCUUA
Messenger RNA from Arachis duranensis, 1817 nucleotides. RefSeq names its product trihelix transcription factor DF1. Lineage: Eukaryota; Viridiplantae; Streptophyta; Magnoliopsida; Fabales; Fabaceae. The record is from RefSeq and is a predicted model, not a curated record.